Messenger RNA from Leptosomus discolor (cuckoo roller), 1625 nucleotides. The record is from RefSeq and is a predicted model, not a curated record. Lineage: Eukaryota; Metazoa; Chordata; Aves; Leptosomiformes; Leptosomidae.
CUUAUUCCUAAAUCUGCUCAUGGUACAAAUCCAGCAAGUGCACAAAUGGCAGGGAUGAAGAUUCAGCCAAUUGAAGUGGAUAAAAAUGGGAGCAUUGAUAUCUCCCAUCUAAAAGCAAUGGUGGACAAGCACAAAGAGAGCUUGGCAGCCAUCAUGAUCACAUACCCUUCCACCAAUGGUGUGUUUGAAGAAGAGAUCGGAGAUGUAUGUGACCUGAUUCACAAACAUGGAGGCCAGGUUUACCUAGAUGGAGCAAAUAUGAAUGCCCAGGUGGGUCUGUGUCGUCCUGGAGAUUAUGGCUCUGAUGUCUCUCACUUAAACCUUCACAAAACCUUUUGCAUUCCCCAUGGAGGAGGAGGACCUGGAAUGGGACCAAUUGGAGUGAAGAAACAUUUGGCUCCUUACUUGCCUACCCACCCUGUCAUCAAAAUACAGCUGGAUAAGGAUGCAUGUCCUUUGGGUACUGUCAGUGCUGCACCUUGGGGUUCCAGUGCUAUAUUGCCAAUUUCCUGGGUGUAUAUCAAGACAAUGGGAGCAAAAGGUCUGAAACAUGCUUCUGAGAUUGCUAUACUAAAUGCAAACUACAUGGCAAAGAGGCUAGAGAAGCACUACAAAAUCCUCUUCAGAGGAACAAGAGGUUAUGUAGCCCAUGAAUUCAUUUUGGAUACAAGACCUUUCAAAAAAACAGCAAACAUUGAAGUUGUAGAUCUUGCUAAGAGACUUCAGGAUUACGGUUUUCAUGCUCCAACCAUGUCCUGGCCAGUGGCAGGGACACUUAUGAUUGAACCCACGGAGUCGGAAGACAAGGCAGAGCUGGACAGAUUUUGUGAUGCAAUGAUCAGUAUUCGACAGGAAAUUGCAGAAAUAGAGGAGGGCAGGAUGGACCCCCAAAUUAACCCACUAAAGAUGUCACCACAUACUCUGAACUGUGUCACUUCUUCCAAGUGGGAUCGUCCUUAUUCCAGAGAACUGGCAGCAUUCCCACUACCAUUUGUGAAGCCUGAAAGCAAGUUUUGGCCCACAAUUGCUCGCAUUGAUGACAUAUAUGGAGAUCAACAUCUAGUUUGUACCUGCCCACCAAUGGAAGCCUACGAAUCUCCCUUUUCUGAACAGAAGAGAGCAUCUUCGUAAGACUGCUUCCAGCUGUCUGGAUUUCUGAGUCCAUCAGGAUGGCCUUUUCCUCCCAGACCUGAUAGGGGAUUUAUAUACUAUGUAUAUUUUGGAUAAUCACUAUGUUUGUUAAUUGAAUCACUGCUCAGUUAAAAUGUAAAUACAAUCAACAUGUUAGGUGUAAACAAAAUAUGAUUGUUCCACAGCAGUUGAUGUUGAAGUUGCCUUGAUUCAGCAUUUGUCUGUUUUGUGCUAAAAUUUUAACAAUUGACACCCAAUUUGCAAAGUGGCAUGUAAGUUAUGGUUAAAAUAGUAGAAAAGAUGCAGAUGCAUAAGGCAAUAGUAAUGAAUAUUAACUGCAGGACUAAUUGUUUACAUUUUGUAAAACAAGAUGAAGUAGAUUGUUUAAUGUACUUCACGUAUUACCACUAGCAUUGCUAGUGUUAAUAUUUCAUACUGUUUUUUUUACCUACCAAUGUUAGUACUGUAAUAAAAUUAGUCAGAAUUUUAAGUGU